Molecule: messenger RNA, 1038 nt
Organism: Plutella xylostella (diamondback moth)
Lineage: Eukaryota; Metazoa; Arthropoda; Insecta; Lepidoptera; Plutellidae
Product: transmembrane emp24 domain-containing protein 5
Source: RefSeq, a predicted model, not a curated record
AGUCAGUGGUUAGCAUCGCAUAAGUAAUGCAUUAGAAUAAAUGAAUGUGAAGUGUUUCAAAUUGAUUAUGGGAUGCUGAUAUCCCAUAAUCAAUUUUGAACACAAACCUUCGACCUAGUUGCAAAUGAAGUUAAACAUAAGGUUAACGAAGUCAUAAUCAUAACUAUAGCAAAUAAUACCACCAACACAAACACAACACUUAAAGACACUUGUUCAAACAUUACAGCACAACGACCAUGCAACACUCCACAAAAUCGAUUUCAGUCGACGCUCAAUUCCCACAACAAUGUCCUUUACAAAGUUACUCUUAACCCUUCUUCUGCUAGCGUCAGCGCGAUGCCAAGUGAUAUCGCCUGUUCACAGUGACAUGAACUUUAGGGUUGAGCCGGGCGCUCGGACGUGCUUCUUCGAGCGCGCGCGCGCCGGCCAGACCCUCGAGGCGCAGUACCAGGUGCUGGACGGACAGCACGGCGACCUCGACAUCUCCUUCGACAUCAUCGACCCAAGCGGCUCCAAGAUCCUCUCCGACUACAAGAAGCCGCAGAACGCCAUCAUCAUGGACUUGACUGAGGACGGAGACUACGCUUUCUGCAUGGACAAUACUUAUAGCCGCAUGAACUCGAAGCUCGUCUUUGUGUAUGUGCUGCUAGAGGAUAAAAUCGAAGAGUCUACUGAAGCUAUUGUCGAGGAGGACCAGAACGAAGAGGUUUUAGAGUGGAUGGGAGUGGACGAGAACGGCGAGCAGUACUUCGUGGAGAUAAGACACAUCGCGGCGUCGAUGUCUCGCACGCUGGCGCAGGUGGUGCGAGCGAGGCACAUGAUGGACCAGUACGCGGCCACCAAGACCCGAGACAGCUACCUCGCGUUUGAAGAGACGUUUGUAGUCGACGCGUGGUCCGCGCUGCAGAUCUGCUGUAUGGUUCUAGUUGGUGCUGUGCAAGUUUACAUGAUCAAGAAGCUGUUUAAUAAGCCCUCUGAAGAUUUGAAGAGCUAUUAUUGAUACGUUUUGUAACUGAAUAAAGAUUUGUAAGUACUGAA